CACUUGCCCCCCACCUCCUACCCAAAACACUUGGUGUUUCUUUCUUAAACUUGAUCUCUCAGCUUUGUCACAACUAGAGAGAUAGUGGCAGGUGCAACAAUGGCAGCCUCCCUACAAGCAGCUGCAACACUCAUGCAACCCACCAAGUUGGGGAUGCCAUCAAGAAGCAGCUUCCUACACAGGUCAUCUCAGAGCUUGUCUAAGGCUUUUGGUGUGGAAUCUUCUGGUGGUAGGUUUACUUGCUCUCUCCAAACUGACUUCAAGGACUUGGCUCAAAAGUGUGUUGAUGGUACCAAGAUUGCUGGAUUUGCUAUAGCCGCCUCUGCUCUUGUUGCCGCCCCGGGAGCAAAUGCUGAAGGAGUACCAAAGAGGCUAACUUAUGAUGAAAUCCAAAGCAAGACAUAUAUGGAAGUAAAGGGAACUGGAACUGCCAACCAGUGCCCAACAAUCGAAGGCGGACGCGACUCAUUCGCUUUCAAGGCAGGCAAAUAUGAGGCCAAGAAGUUCUGCCUAGAACCCACAUCAUUCACUGUAAAGGCCGAGGGAGUGAACAAGAAUGCUCCUCCAGACUUCCAAAAGACCAAGCUCAUGACCCGUUUAACCUACACCCUUGAUGAAAUUGAGGGACCUUUCGAGGUUUCUUCUGAUGGAACCGUCAAGUUUGAGGAGAAAGAUGGCAUUGACUAUGCUGCUGUGACUGUGCAGCUACCAGGUGGUGAACGUGUGCCGUUCCUUUUCACCGUCAAGCAGUUGGUGGCAUCUGGCAAGCCAGAUAGCUUUGGAGGAGAGUUUCUCGUGCCAUCCUACCGUGGUUCAUCUUUCUUGGACCCAAAGGGACGUGGUGGUUCAACCGGUUAUGACAAUGCAGUUGCAUUGCCUGCUGGAGGCAGAGGAGAUGAGGAGGAGCUAACCAAGGAAAACAUCAAGAAUACUUCUUCCUCAACAGGGAAAAUCACCCUUAGUGUGACUAAGAGCAAGCCUGAGACUGGAGAGGUUAUUGGAGUGUUUGAGAGCCUGCAGCCAUCAGACACUGAUUUAGGGGCCAAGGUUCCAAAGGAUGUCAAGAUCCAGGGUGUCUGGUAUGCCCAGCUUGACAAGCAGUAGAGGGUUUUACCUAAAUGAAUGUAUUUUUCCUUUUCUUUGUUCAAAUUUUGUUAUUUCUUGCCGAAACUUAAUUUCCUGCAACUCAUUAGAGAAGCACCAAGGUUGUUAUCUUUUUUGUAUAUUAUUAUGGCUUCUUACAAUAAUGUUUUCGAGUCCUCGAAGUUCCA
Messenger RNA from Tripterygium wilfordii, 1271 nucleotides. Its product is annotated as oxygen-evolving enhancer protein 1, chloroplastic-like. The coding region runs from base 100 to 1104 and encodes 334 amino acids. The record is from RefSeq and is a predicted model, not a curated record. The transcript has 2 exons. Gene Ontology annotation, molecular function: oxygen evolving activity. Gene Ontology annotation, biological process: photosystem II stabilization; photosystem II assembly. NCBI's taxonomy places the organism in Eukaryota, Viridiplantae, Streptophyta, Magnoliopsida, Celastrales, Celastraceae. Gene Ontology annotation, cellular component: photosystem II oxygen evolving complex.